Molecule: messenger RNA, 3543 nt
Organism: Cucumis sativus (cucumber)
Lineage: Eukaryota; Viridiplantae; Streptophyta; Magnoliopsida; Cucurbitales; Cucurbitaceae
Product: pentatricopeptide repeat-containing protein At5g24830
Exons: 5
Coding region: 510-2081 (523 amino acids)
Molecular function (GO): protein binding
Source: RefSeq, a predicted model, not a curated record
CCAAUACACAAAUGUGAAAAUUCUAAAAGAAAUGUAGAACGAACAGUAAACGAAUCGAAGAAGGGAGGAGGGGACUGCAGUCUGGGAGCGACGGCGGAGCACAGCCAGCUGUAAGAACAUCGCCGCAGCUGUCGAUUCGCCGGUGUGGUUGAAGCUUUGGCCGAGUACUGCCUAAUUUCUUCUUUGGUAUCGGAUCACGAAGUGAAAUUCAGGGCAGAAUAUUUGGCGGCAAUUUCGAUCGACGAUGGUCGCGGCGUUAGCAAUUGAAUCGGCACCGUCCCAAAUUCUUGUGCUUGGAUUUCUGCACGGAGCCCUUAACUCCCUCAAGCGUGAUAUAUCUCGGAUGUUCGCGGUCUUUUACGGCCGACCUGACAUUGAUGAAGCGGCGAGGUAAAAUGACUACACAUUUCGAGCCUUUGGUUUGCUUCGGCUGAAAGGAGUGCGAAACUUCACCAAAUUUACAGUCUAAUGAGGAUGAGGAUUCAUUACAUCCUGCUCUUAAAAGUUUAAUGACAACUGUCGGUGACCAUUGCGAUUUGAGAUCUUCGGAUUGCUUUUCAGAAAAGCGUAAUUUUAAUGGCGAAGGUGAUCCGGGGGCUGUUUUCAACGUGUUGGAUGCUUUACUCAAGGGUAGUCUAGACCGUUUGAAGACCAUGAGGGAAAGCAUAUGUUUGGCGAAGUCAGGUCUUCAAAAGUGUGUUUUGGAGGCUACUCAACAACCUGACUACACAGUCAUGGUUAGGGAUUUGUGUUUAAAAGGAAAGUUUGGAGCAGCUCUUUUGCUUCGGAGAAAGUUAAUAAAAGAAGGUUUUGCUGUUGAUUUAGUCACACAUAAUUAUCUUCUUAAUGGACUGUGUAUAAACUGUGAUAUGGAGAUGGCAGAUUCUCUAUUUAGGGAAAUGCUAGAAAUGGGUCCUUCUCCCAAUUGUGCCACAUACAACAUCAUUAUUAAAGGUUUCUGCCUUCGUAUGAAUAUGGAUAAAGCUCUUGACCUAUUUUAUACCAUGGUUAAUAGUGGUAUUAGGCCAAGUAGAAUUACCUAUAACAUACUCUUACAUGCAUUGUGCAAGAGAGGCAUCUUGGUGGAUGCUAGGAAGCUUCUUGAAGUUAUCCUAGGUGAUGAUAUUAAAACAACAGAUGAUGCAAUCACAUCAACUAUACUGAUGGAUAGUUGUUUUAAAAGUGGAGAUACAAUCCAGGCCGUUGCUUUAUGGGACAAGAUGGUUGAAAAGAAGACUGAGAUUGAUGUUGUUGCAUACAAUGUUCUUAUUCACGGGCUUUGCUUGAAUCAAGACAAGAAAAUUGCGCUUGGCUAUGUUGCUGAUAUGCUUAAGAGAGGUUUUCUUCCCGACAUCUUUACAUACAACACUCUAAUCAGUGCUUUUUGUAAAGAGGGCCAAUUUGGUGAUGCUUACUAUAUCCAUGAUGUCAUGUCAAGAAUGGGUGUUUCUCCAGAUCAAAUUUUAUACAAAAUGAUUAUUCAAGCUCUAUGCAUGAAUGGAGAUGCUAUCAAAGCCGAUGAGUUUCUUCACUCAAUGUUAGAAAAAUCAAUGGUGCCUGAGCCUCAUAUUUGGAACCUGAUAAUUGAUUGUUAUGGAAGGUAUGGAUAUCUGAGCAAUGCAAUCUCCAAAAGGGAUCAGAUGUUGGUUGCUGGCGUGCAACCAAAUGUAUUUACUUACAAUGCAUUGAUUCAUGCACAAGUUAGAGGGGGAAACAUAUUUAGUGCAUAUUCUUUGAAAAAGGAAAUGCUUUUGUUAGGUCUUUUUCCAGACGUUGUUACUUAUAAUUUAUUGAUAAACGGUGCUUGUAAGCAUGGACAACUUCGUUUUGCCCUUCAAUUAUAUGAUGAAAUGCUGAGAAAGGGAUAUGAAGCAGAUAAGAUAACAUACACAGAACUGAUAAAUGGUCACUGUAUGUGUGGUGAAAUGAAGGAGGCAGAAGAUCUAUUUUUUGAGUUGCAUAGAUCUGGGUUGCCAAUGGAUAUUGUUCCAUUUAAAGUUAUUUUUGAAAAGUACCAAAAGAUAGGAGAGCCUGACAUGGCAUUGAAAUUUUAUCGAAGGUGGUUGGCAAGGAUGGCUUGAGGAGCUGUUUAACAAAACAAAUUAUUUGGGGUUACGACACUAUUUUUGCCAUUUUGGCCCACAAUCAUAGGAGAUUGGCAUACAGAUCUCUUUUACUGAGCAAGUAUAAUCCGGCCUUCUGUUUGUGGACAUUUCUGAUGGGUAAUGUUGCCCGCCUUGAGAUGUUGCGAAAAAUCCAAUACCGAGCUUCUAAGAGGAACAAACCAAUUCAGAAGGUGUUUUGGGGAUGAAUUUUGGGCUGUAUGGGCCUAUUGCAGAAAACAUUAGUAAUGGAUUUAUGCAGCUGUUAUAACCUCAAUACAUUAGUAAUGGAUUUAUGCAGAUGGGAUGAGACUCGAAAUUGUGGCACAAGUACACACCUUCACCUGGUCCAGUUGUGUAGCCCAGCAAUGAGGAUGCAGUUGAGAUAUUUUGAUUUGAGGAGUUUGGAGUGCAGCAUCACUCGACCCAUAGUUGAAAGCAGUAACUCUCAUUUAUAUGUUGCAAAGUGGGGAAGUUGUUUGUGAUGUCGUGGUUAAGUUCCUUGCCUUGUCAAAUUGCCGAGCUCCUUGACUCACUUUUUUGUCAGUCAAGUUAGCAAUAAACGAUGAUGACGAAAACCAAAUAAACUCAUGGAUCUCGAGGCUUGAUGAAGCGAAGUAGCCAAGCCAUCAUAUAGGGACCCGUCUAGUGGUACAUUUUCCAGUACCAUUGGUUUAUUUUUCCAAACAAGGAACACUGACAGCACCACAGACAAACCCGUGGUUUGAGUAACAGUGUUCAUGCUAAUUACUAGAGCUGAUAUAGUAACUUAAGUUCACGAUGCAGUGGUGUCGGUAAAAGACACUGUUUAUUCGACUCGCAAUAAUGGAGUCUACUUGUUCUUUUCCUCAGCCAAGACCUACCUUCUAAUCUUAUCCCCAAAGUUGGCCCCCCCAAGCUGAAGAAUCGAGAAAAGAAGAGGACAUUUUAUAUGUAAAUACAAGUUUUUUUGUACUUGGAUCAGAGGGGGGUGGGUAGGGAAUGAGUUAGAAGGCAUGAAACUCUGGAAAUAAUCGACUUCCAAGGACUUGUACUGAAGAUGCUAAUGAAGCCUCUCUUAAAUCCAGUCAAUAGGGGAGGAGCCUUACAUUGUGCUGGGACAAAGCUACUGAGCCAAUGACUAAUGUUUCCCCUGAAGUUUGGAGGACUGUAUUCAGCGUCUUUGAAUAUGUAUAUAUAUGUGUGUGUGUGUGUGUGUGUGUGUAUAUGUAUGUAUAUAUAUAUAUAACUACCAAGGAUUCCUCAGGGUAAAACUAUUGAAGGAUGUGCAGCCAAAAUCACUUUGCCACUUUGUCAGUGGGUGAAAAGAUGUUUCAUUUUAAAUGAGCCAUUCUCUGUAUGAACUUAUGACAUUUUCUCUUUUUCUUCCUAUUUUUAGUUCAACAAAUGCCAGUAUAGGGAUUUGAACGGAGUAGUGUUAUUGGUAAGCGAUGUUCAUGUU